This is a messenger RNA of Colias croceus (clouded yellow), 7594 nucleotides long. It is a transcript of the gene FASN3, whose product is annotated as fatty acid synthase-like. The record is from RefSeq and is a predicted model, not a curated record. The transcript is spliced from 41 exons. NCBI's taxonomy places the organism in Eukaryota, Metazoa, Arthropoda, Insecta, Lepidoptera, Pieridae. Gene Ontology annotation, biological process: fatty acid biosynthetic process. Gene Ontology annotation, molecular function: 3-oxoacyl-[acyl-carrier-protein] synthase activity; oxidoreductase activity; phosphopantetheine binding. The coding region runs from base 84 to 7349 and encodes 2421 amino acids.
UGGUGUCCGGCCGGUGUCCACAGGUUCUAUUCCCGAAUUGAUUUUAUAUUAUUUUUGUGAUUUCCUAAAGCGCUACUUUAACGAUGGCGCCUACCCCCGUCUCAGAAGACCGUCUAACGUCUGGACACCGGUUGUCACACCCACCGCCUGGUGACGAAGUACUGAUCAGUGGUAUUUCUGGCUAUUUCCCGGAUUCCGACUCCGUUAUACACCUGCAGGAGAAUCUGUUUAAUAAGGUGGACCUAAUCUCCGGGGACGGUCGUCGAUGGAAGCUCGCCCACCCCGAGAUCCCGCAGAGGACAGGCAAAGUGAAUAAUGUCAACAAAUUCGACGCUUCCUUCUUCGGAGUCCACUUCAAGCAGGCCCACACUAUGGACCCCAUGUGCAGGAUCCUGUUGGAGAAGGCGUAUGAGGCUGUGAUUGAUGCUGGUUUAAACCCAAAAGAGCUUCGUAACACAAAGACAGGCGUUUUCAUUGGCGCCUGUUUCUCGGAGUCGGAGAAGACAUGGUUCUACGAAAAGAUGCAGGUCAACGGCUUUGGUGUCACUGGAUGUUCCCGAGCCAUGUUAGCGAACCGUAUCUCCUACUGGCUAGGAGUAACCGGUCCCUCCUACACCGUGGACUCAGCCUGCUCCAGCUCGCUGUACGCCAUGGAACACGCGUUCAGAGCUAUCCGAGAUGGUCACUGUGAUGCUGCUAUAGUUGGUGGUUCCAAUCUGUGUCUCCAUCCUUAUGUGUCGCUGCAGUUCUCCAGAUUGGGAGUACUAUCACCUGAUGGAAGAUGCAAGAGUUUCGACAACAGUGCCAAUGGAUACGCCAGAUCUGAAGCUAUUGUGGUCUGUCUGCUGCAGAAGGCGAAAGACUCGAGAAGAGUAUACGCCCAAGUGCUCCACGCUAAAACCAACUGCGACGGUUACAAGGAACAAGGUAUCACGUAUCCUGCUGGAAAUAUCCAGAAGCUUCUGCUAAAUGAGUUCUAUGAAGAGUGCUCUAUACAACCAAAUACUCUGGAGUUUGUUGAAGCCCACGGCACUGGUACGAAAGUAGGAGACCCUGAAGAAUUAUUAGCCAUUGACGAAGUUUUCUGUACGGGCCGUUCAGAGCCACUCUUGAUUGGUUCCAUCAAAUCUAACUUGGGACACAGUGAACCUGCUUCUGGGCUUUGCUCUGUGGCCAAGCUCUGCAUAGCCUACAGCACAGGCUACAUCCCACCCAACUUGCACUUUAAUAAAAAACGUGAAGGCGUGAAAGCUCUAGAAGAGAACAGACUUAGGGUGAUCACUGAGAAGACUCCAUGGAAUAGAGGAAUGGCUGGAAUCAACUCCUUUGGUUUUGGGGGUGCUAACGCCCAUAUUCUAUUGAAGAAUGUUGCUCCGGCUAAGGUGAACAAAGGCAUCCCAUCAGACAACCUGCCCCGUCUGGUCUGCGUGUCUGGUCGAACAGAAUCCGCAGUUGCCAAGAUCCUAGAUGAUCUAGAGUCUAGGAAUGUGGACGUGGAACUCGUCAGACUGCUGCACUCGAUCCAUGAUGAGGAUAUCGGGGGUCAUGUUGUUAGAGGAUAUUCUCUAUUGGGAUCAACCCCCACAAAAGCAAUAUCCCUAUCCCGGGACAUCCAGUACUUCUCCGGAGUACGUCGUCCGGUGUGGUUCGUGUACAGCGGCAUGGGCUCGCAGUGGGCCGGCAUGGCCGAGCAACUAAUGAGGGUGCCUGUGUUUGCUGCGGCCAUACAGAGAUGCCACAAAGCCCUAGAGCCUAAAGGCAUUAAUCUAACCAAGAUCAUCACAGAAAAAGAUCCCAAGAUCUAUGACAACAUUCUAAAUUCCUUCAUCGGUAUCGCCGCGGUACAAAUCGGUCUCACUGACGUCUUGAAGACAAUUGGCAUCGAACCUGAUUAUAUUAUUGGUCACAGUGUAGGUGAAUUAGGUUGCGCAUACGCAGACGGUUGUUUCACAGCUGAGCAAAUGAUCCUCUCAGCUUAUAGCCGAGGUCUAGCGUCCAUUGAGACUCCCUUCAUCAAGGGAUCUAUGGCUGCUGUUGGAAUGGGUUAUACACAGAUCAAAGAACUCUGUCCCCCUGAGAUCGAAGUGGCGUGCCAUAAUGGACCCGACUCUAGUACCAUUUCUGGCCCAGCGGACAUUAUGCGCAGUUUUGUGUCCAAAUUGGUAGAAAAGGGCAUUUUCGCUAAGGAAGUUCCGUGUUCCAAUAUUGCGUAUCAUUCGAGAUAUAUCUCUGAGGCUGGUCCUAAACUACUAAAAUACCUGAAGGAAGUGAUCCCGGAACCCAAACCUCGCUCCGACAAGUGGGUCUCAACUUCUGUACCACAGCACUUGUGGAAGGAUCCUAAAGCACAAUUAUCUUCAGCUGAAUACCACACCAAUAACCUUUUGAGCCCAGUGCUCUUCGAGGAAACUUCCCGUUUGAUCCACCAAAACGCGCUAACUAUUGAGAUAGCCCCACACGGUCUUCUGCAAGCCAUCUUACGCAGAUCUCUGAAGAAGGAUGUUAUUAAUGUUCCACUCACUCAGAGAGGAGAGGAUAACGUGCAAGUGUUGUUCACUGCGGUUGGCAAGUUAUACGAAGCGGGUCUGAACCCGAAGCUAGCAGCUAUAUACCCGCCCGUGGCGUUCCCUGUAUCACUCGGCACACCGAUGCUUUCGCAUUUGGUUGAGUGGGAACAUAGUGAAGAUUGGUAUGUGACUUCAUACAAGGCACAAGAAAAGAUGAAGUCUGGUGAGAGAACAGUUAGAAUGUCGAUUGCUGAUGAAGACAGCGAAUACAUGAUCGGUCACGUUGUUGACGGUCGUAACCUUUACCCCGCCACUGGAUACCUAGUACUUGCCUGGGAAACUCUGGGUAUGAUGAUGGGAGAACUCUUCACUGAGGUUUCUGUUGUAUUCGAGAACGUUCGAUUCCAGAGGGCCACUAACAUUCCUAAGGAGGGCAAUUUGGAGUUUGUUAUUAUGAUCCAAAAGGGCAGUGGCAAUUUCGAGAUCGUAGAAAGCGGUGCAUCCAUAGUAACUGGUCGUAUUUACGCCAAGAAGAACGUUGGCCAGGAAUAUAGGCAGCUCCAACCGGCACCAGAAGCAACUGGCCCCAAUGUGAAGCACAUGCUCACUAAGGACUUCUACAAGGAGCUUAGGCUUAGAGGCUAUCAAUAUAGCGGUCUCUUCCGUGGAGUAAUCGGUUGCAACAUUGAAGGAACUAGAGGUCGUCUAGCCUGGGUCAACAACUGGGUCACAUUCAUGGACUGUAUGCUCCAAUUACGUAUAGUGGGCAAUGAUACUAGAGGUCUCUUUGUGCCAACAAGAAUUGAGAAAUUAUCGAUCGAUGCCAAUAUGCACUAUGAUGCUGUUUCCAAGAUGAACCCGGAUUCGAAUAGACAGUCCUUUGAAGUUAGGGUGUACCCGGAUGUGGAUGUUAUCAGGGCUGGUGGUGUUGAAGUCCGUGGUCUUCACGCUACACCAAUCUCCAGGAAGAUUCCUCUCGGUAUCCCCGUGCUGGAAAAGAAUGAGUUCGUCCCCAACUUUGGAAAGACCAAGAUGGCUGUUGAAGACAUCCUCCGAGCGAACAUUCAACUAAUCCUAGAAAACGUACAAACAUACAAAGUGAAGAGCAUAGAAUUAAUAGAUGAGGAAUACAAGAACAACUCCUACGAACCUCUCUUAGAGAAAGUUGGUGACAUGCUUGGUGACCUUCCGUUAGUACAACCAGAGUUAUUGGUGAUCUCUGAAGAAGCUAUUGAAAUGCCGUCCUAUAUCACUGUUGAGAAUAAGAAGAUAUCUGGAGAGACGAACACUGUGCUGUUUAUUGGUGCUAACCUGUUUGGAAGGCCUGAGAUCCUACAACAAGCGGUAUCGACCCUCCGCGACAAGUGUUUCCUCAUCUCCCGCGAGAAGACCCGCCCCGACAUCAAAGAGCACUCCGACAAAUACGACAUCCUCACCAUCCAAGACACGGGCACUGAAUAUCUCGUCCUCUUUAGAAAACGAGUUGGAGCCAAACCUGCAAAAUUCAUCCAAAUCGUCACAGCCGACCAGACGUACGCGUGGAUAGAUAAAGUGAAGGAAGAAUUGAAGAAUGGGCAAAAACUGGUCAUCUAUAGCCAGGAUGAGCCAUUAAAUGGAUUGCUCGGAUUGGUCAAUUGUUUGCGGAAGGAGCCGGGUGGUGAAAUUGUAUAUGGGCUGCUUAUUGCUGACCCUGCAGCACCAGCUUUCAACCCGGAUUUGGAGUUCUAUGAAGAACAGUUGGAUAAGGAUCUGGCUAUCAAUGUGUAUCAGGAUGGUCAAUGGGGUACCUACCGUCACUUACUCCUCGGGGACUUGGAAACAGUCCGCGCUAACCACGCCUUCGUCAAUACUGUGACUAUCGGAGAUCUAUCCUCACUCAAGUGGCUCGAAGGACCAAUUAGAGAGAACCAGGAGUUCAAGAACCCAGAGCAUGUGCUUAUACAUGUAUACUGUGCAGCACUUAACUUCCGUGACGUCAUGACGGCCAUGGGUCGUGUGACCGUUGACGCAGUGGCGAGAGGUCGGCUUGCGCAGGAGUGCGUGCAAGGGUUCGAAAUCGUUGGUAGAACUGCCAAUGGUUCCCGCGUAAUGGCGAUGGUGAAGAACAGCGGUAUGGCCAACAUGGUGCGUGGGGACCGAGCGCUCUGUUGGAGCAUACCUGAUGAGUGGACGUUUGAAGAGGCUGCUACUGUGCCUGUGGCUUAUGGCACUGUGUACUAUGCUAUGGUAAUGGUGGGUCAAAUGCAACGUGGUGAGUCGAUCCUGAUCCACGCUGGGUCUGGUGGCGUGGGGCAGGCCGCCAUUAACGUGGCGCUGCAUUAUGGUUGUGAAGUGUUCACCACCGUGGGCACUGCAGAGAAGAGGGCCUUUAUCAAGAAGCUGUUCCCGCAGUUGAAGGACAGCCACAUCGGCAAUUCCCGUGACACGUCCUUCGAGGACAUGAUCCGUCGCGAGACCAACGGCAAGGGUGUUGACAUGGUUCUCAACUCGCUGUCUGAUGACAAACUACAGGCGUCAGUCCGUUGCCUUGGUUACCGCGGUCGUUUCCUCGAGAUCGGCAAGUUCGACAUCAGCAACAACACGCCCAUCGGCAUGUACUUCUUCCUCAAGGAGACCUCCUUCCACGGGAUCAUGUUGGACUACAUCUUCGACCAGAGCUUCGAGUUCAGAAAGAAGUUGCAAGAGCUUCUCCUCACUGGUAUAGAGAGUGGUGCAGUUAGGCCGCUCACAUACUGCACGUUCCAGAAGAAUGAGGUGGAAACCGCCUUCAGAUACAUGGCUGCUGGCAAACAUAUUGGCAAAGUAAUUGUAAAGAUCCGUGAUGAAGAACGCGCAAACCGUCCAGUCAAACCUACUGCCAUGCCUGUUAACGCUCUACCAAGGUACAUGUGCACAGAUGACAUGUGCUACGUAGUGGUCGGUGGUCUUGGAGGCUUCGGUCUUGAGCUCGCUGAUUGGCUCAUUUUGCGUGGAGCUAGAAAAGUGUUGUUGACUUCAAGAAGAGGGAUCACUAAUGGAUACCAGGCGUCGAGGUUGAGGGCUUGGGCAGGCUAUGAAGCUGAUGUCCAAAUCUCAACUCACGACAUCACAACCGAAGAAGGCUGUGAGCAAAUGCUAAAAAUGGCGAACGCCAUGGGCCCAGUGGAAGCCAUCUUUAAUUUAGCCGUCAUUUUGAAGGACUCCAUCUUCCAGAAUCAAACCCCGGAAACUUUCAGGACAUCGUUCGCACCUAAAGCUGUCGCCACUAUGAACUUGGACAAAUACUCUAAGAAAUUGUGCCCGAAAUUGAAGGACUUCGUAAUAUUCUCGUCCGUGUCGUGCGGUCGCGGUAAUGCCGGCCAGACCAACUACGGUAUGUCGAACUCUGUGAUGGAGCGUAUUUGCGAGUGGCGUAAGAAGCUUGGCCUCCCGGCCCUUGCUGUGCAAUGGGGUGCUGUUGGUGAUGUGGGUCUAGUAGCAGACAUGCAGGACGAAGACGUCCAGCUUGAAAUCGGAGGCACUUUACAACAGCGUAUCUCCUCCUGCCUGUUAGCGCUCGACAAGUUCCUGAAGCAGGAUGCUGUGAUCGUCUCCUCUAUCGUUGUUGCUGAGAAGAAGGCGGGAGGAUCUGGUUGUGGCAACAUUGUGGAUGCUGUGGCUCAGAUCAUGGGUAUCAAGGAUCUCAAGACAGUGUCCCAACAAGUAUCUCUCGCUGAACUCGGUAUGGACAGUAUGAUGGCUGUGGAAAUCAAACAGACGCUUGAGAGAGAGUUCGAGAUCUUCCUCACAGCGCAGGAUAUUAGAACUCUGACGUUCGCUAGAUUAGUAGAACUAACAGCACAACGUGAAGCUGCAGCAUCAACAUCAGUCUCCGCAGUCCCAGUGGCCGCUGAGGGUGGAGUUGGUCUGCGGGUGCUGAUCAGGAACUUCGGGGAUGAGAAGGUUGCUAGCGAGCCGCUGAUCUACAUGCCCACUAUGGUCAGCGAUGGCACUGAGAAUGAGAUAACAAUAAACGAGGAAGAGCGCGUAAUAUUCAUGGUGCCCGGUUUGGAGGGCUGUGCGUCUGCGCUGGAGCCGCUGUGCAAGAGACUGCGUGUGAGAGUGUGCGUGCUGCAGCUCGCCGGCGACGCGCCCAGCCAGCAGCUGGACGAGCUGGUGGACGUGCUCUACACGAACAUGAAGUCCCGCCUGAACCCCGGGGCUCCAUACAUUCUGCUGGGUUACAGUUUCGGUACUAUGGCCACCUUGAGACUCGCUGCCAGACUCGAAAAAGAAGGCCACCAAGGCACAGUAUUCUGCAUAGACGGUGCACCCGAGUUCCUCUACGCAAUCCUCUCAAUGAACCUUAACUUCAAAACCGACACACAGUUACAGAACAACCUCCUCUGCCAUUGUAUAGACAUAGUCGCUCCUAACAACGAUGUUACCGCUACUCUUAUAGACAAACUUAACGAAAUAGAAUCCUAUACAGAUAGAGUCCAAUACACAGUCGACGUCUGUCCCAUACAAAAUAACGACUAUUCCAAACAAUUCAUCGCCAACAUGGCCGUCGCUUGCUACUACAGACUCAAAAUGGUCAAUAAUUACAAGCCAGAAGACUUCCCCAAAAUUAAAGCCCCCAUUAUCCUCUUGCGUCCGAAAGAAAACCCACCUUUCUUAACUCUGGAACAAAAUUAUGGUCUCGAUAAAUUAACUGAGGGUAGUGUUACUGUACAUUAUCUAGAAGGAAACCACAAUACGAUAUUGGAAAACAAAGAUUGUGCCAAUAUUAUCAACAAAAUCGUCAAUAAAGACGCCAAUCCUAAAACUUCUACUAACGUAGUAACUAAUAUGGUGGAAAAACAAAAAUCUGUUCAGGUUUAAGUAAUUUCCUUAUAUUUUGACGAAUUAACUUAUUCCUUUUACGAUAAGAGGCACACUUAAUUUAUUUAAGUUAUUAUUAUGGAUCUGUUAGGUUAGCUAAGUUAUAAGUUCUUCAAGUGAAGACCAGUACCAAAAUAAAUAUUCACUAAUUAGAUUCUGUUUAUUUAAGAGUUAUAUGUAACUGUAUUUAUUUGUUAUGUACACGGGGUUUGUUUCGGGAAAAGUAAAUAAAGUUAUUUUUAUUA